This is a messenger RNA of Peronospora farinosa, 1479 nucleotides long. Lineage: Eukaryota; Oomycota; Peronosporomycetes; Peronosporales; Peronosporaceae. The record is from the annotation of a GenBank genome assembly.
AUGAGGUUAAGUUUUCGUGCUCGAAACCUUUGUACUACGGUCACACUAUGUGCUGCUGUCGCAAUGUCACUUGCUGAUGCGUGGCUGCCCCCGAUCAUCACCAAAGGCAACAAGUUUUUUGAUUCCAAGACGGGUCUUGAAUUCCGUAUGAAAGGAAUGGCCUACUACCCCCGUCCCAACAAAGGUAAAUGGGCUGAAGUAGGUAACUACGACUGGGCAGCGGACAAGCAUAAGGAUGUGUGGAAGCCACAUCUUGAAAUUCUAAAGGAUUUGGGUGUAAAUACCAUCCGUCUGUAUUCGGUGGAUCCAAGUCUUCCGCACGACGAGUUCAUGUGUGCGUGUUCGGAAGCAGGCAUUUACGUCUUAGUCGGCAUCACUGCUCCAUGCAAAGACUGCUCGGUACUCGACUACUUGCCACCCAAGUGCUACCCCGACGAACUCCUCACCCGUGCACAAAUGGUGUACAACGCGUUUGCCGUGUACGAUAAUACGCUGGGCUUCAGCGUGGGUAACGAAAACAAUCUACAGGUGGAGAACGGAGCCGAUGGCACUGCGACAGCUCCUUGUGUCAAGGCUUUCCUGCGUGACACUCGAAGUUAUGCUGCGAGUUGUUCCGGGUCUGUACGUCAGGUGCCAAUUGGUCUCGACAUUGCCGACAUUCCUCCUCGCGAGAAAUGGAUCGGGUACUAUGAUUGCGCUGUGGAUGAUGACGAGUACACGCGUGCUGAAUGGAUGGGCUUCAACCCGUACGUCGAGUGCGAUCCUAAGAACGCGGAGUACUCGCAAUCAGCUGGUCUGAAGAAACUGAUGAAGGAAUACGCUCAGGUUGGCUAUUCCCGUCCGCUAAUGUUCGGCGAGUUUGGUUGCAACAAAGGUGUGAACACUAUCGAUGGCUACGAGAGUCAGCGAACGUUCAAAGAUGCAAAGUGGAUGAACGAGGAGACGGAUAUGACGAAAGAGAUCGUGGGUGGGAAUGUGUUCGAGUUCACCACGGAAGUUGCCAAUCUGGUUGAGUCCAAGACCUUGAACAAAUAUGCUGACGCUGGCAAGUACGGCGUUGGAUUCUUUCAACCGGCUAAUUGCGAUAACAUUAAUGUCGAGUGCAUUUUCACGCCGUACCCGGAGUACAAAAAUCUCAAGGAAGCAUACACAACCACCAAGAACUCGACUCUCAAACACGACAGCUACACGCCUACGCGUAAUACAAUUUUAUCGUGUCCAAAGAAGAUGUCGAUUAAGUUACCACCGACACCCAAGGUCCCGAUUCUCGAAUGCACGAGGGCGCAACCGGUGUGCAAUGGCGUGAAGGCCAACAGCUACGAGCAUCAUGCACCGGCCCCAAAGCGGAAACCGUCGAAUGACGAGGUCGGCACUAUCUCUGCCACGGAAAAGAGUAGCAAUGACGCUAGUACGACUUCUGCGGCUGCGCUUUUGUUGUCUGUGGCAGCGGUUGCUGUCACCGCCAUGUCCGUCUUCUAG